Messenger RNA from Strigops habroptila (Kakapo), 2391 nucleotides. Its product is annotated as ectonucleoside triphosphate diphosphohydrolase 8-like. The coding region runs from base 1 to 1491 and encodes 496 amino acids. Gene Ontology annotation, cellular component: plasma membrane. Gene Ontology annotation, molecular function: GDP phosphatase activity; UDP phosphatase activity. The transcript has 9 exons. The record is from RefSeq and is a predicted model, not a curated record. Lineage: Eukaryota; Metazoa; Chordata; Aves; Psittaciformes; Psittacidae. Gene Ontology annotation, biological process: nucleoside diphosphate catabolic process.
AUGUUCACUAACAAGAAGCACUUGACCAGCGCCAUCAUCGGGGCACUGGUCACACUCUCCAUCAUUGCCCUUGUUCUCAGCCUGGUGAACAUUGAAGAUGUCACCCUGCCACCCACUGUCAAGUAUGGGAUGGUGUUUGAUGCAGGCUCGUCCCACACCUCUCUGUUCGUCUACGAGUGGGAUUCGGACAAGGAGAAUGACACCGGUGUGGUCAGCCAGACCUUGUCCUGUGAUGUCCAUGGACGAGGUAUAUCAAGCUAUGCCAAUGAUCCCCCGAAAGCUGGUGAUUCUAUAAGGGAGUGUCUGGAUAAAGCCCUGAAGGCUGUUCCUGCUGAAAAACAGAGGGAUGUCCCAGCUUAUCUUGGAGCAACGGCAGGAAUGAGGCUACUGAGGGAACAGAACAGCUCAGCAGCAGAGCAAGUCCUGGCUGAAGUUGCUAAAACCAUGCAAGAGUACCCAGUGGCUUUCAAAGGGGCUCGAAUCCUUACAGGAGAGGAGGAGGGGGCUUAUGGCUGGAUCACCAUCAACUACCUGCUGGACUCCUUCACUAAGUACUCACCCAAAGCACACACAUGGGUUCGUCCAGAGGCAGCCAACAUUUUUGGGGCGCUGGAUCUUGGAGGAGCAUCCACCCAAAUCAGCUUUGUGCCCGAAGGUUCAGUGGUAAACUGGAAGGAAGGCUCCAAGUUCACACUGUACGGCUAUGACUACAACAUCUACACACACAGCUACCUCUGCUACGGCCAGAAUGAGAUGCUGAAGCGACUGGCAAAGGAAUUGAUUGCGGAGUCGGCCCCCAGCACGCGAGUCCAUCACCCCUGCUACCCAAAAGACUACAAUGAAACUGUGUCGCUGUCUUCCUUCCGCACCAGCCCCUGCACGAACCAGAGCGACCUGCGCCUGGGCCCUGGCGACAGGAACGUCACCCUGGAGGGCAGGGGCGAUGCCAACGGGUGCCUGGCUGCUAUCAAGAAGCUCUUCAACUUCUCCGCGUGUGGCGAGAGCCAGGACUGCACCUUCGAUGGCAUCUACCAGCCGCCGGUCAGAGGACAGUUUGUUGCCUUCUCUGCCUUCUACUAUAACUUCAAGUUCCUCAACCUGACCGAGGGGCAGCUGCUGGCCACUGUCAGGGAGACCAUUGAACAUUUCUGCACGAGAAGCUGGGAAGAUCUCUCUGCUAGCUACCCUGAAGAGAACCCUCAGCGCCUGCCUAAAUACUGCACCAACGCCAACUACAUCCUCACCCUCCUCCUCGAUGCCUACAAGUUCAACGAGACCAGCUGGAACAACAUCAUCUUCCAGAUGAAGGUGGGGAGCACCGACGUGGGCUGGACACUGGGGCACAUGCUCAACCUCACCAACAUGAUCCCAGCGGAGGCUCCGGCGUGGGUGAAGGGGCACGUUCCUUCCCUGUGGGCUGCGGCCAUCACCUUCAUCAUCCUCACCCUUGCCUUGGGGCUCGCUGCCCUGGUCCUGCUCCUGUGCAUGUAGGAGCCCAGCCAGGUUUCAGAGCCUGGUAGGCGUGCAUCAGGGCUGGACAACCAUCAGUGCGGGGUCUCCCCUGCUCCUGCCCACAGGGCUGGCAGCCUGGGGCUGGUUCAGUGAUGCUGAGCACCUCGACAGCACCCAAGAACUGAGGUAUAGUGUCCCAUGGGACUAGCCUCACCAUGCAGAUAAGUGGUGAGCUUUCCAGGGAAGCUCUGCCUAUGCACCACAGAAACCUCGACCAUGUCCAUCUGCCUCCUUACCCCACUAUGCCUGUUACAGAUGUGGCCUCCAUCCCACCAGCUGGCACAUGGGGCCAUGGAGAAACAGCCUGGCUAUGGAAGAGCUCCCUGAGUGCCAGACUGAUAGUGCACGGCUGCAAGCACUUGUGACUGGAUGCUUGGUGCAAUGCUGGGUCUGGUUCAUGCCCCUCACAGCCUUGCAGGUCCCUGUGAGGGGCAUGAAAUGCUCUGCAGUACCACAUUUGGCUCUCCUGAGGGUGUAUCAUGUGGGCUUACCUGAUGGUCUUGGAGACAGAGGCAAAAUUGAGCAUCCAAAGUCAGAAACAUGGUCCAUGCCUCCCCAGAGAGUCUGUCUUGUCUCAUCUCAUCUUCCCUUUCCUCUGGGAUAAAGGGAUCGAUGUUCCUGAAUGUCUUCCUGGAGUAAACACUGUCCCACCAUCAGGCCUGGACACUAUCCCACCAUCUGUGUAGUGGGACAUUCAUAUGUCCCAUCAUCUGAAAACCCUGUCCCACAAUGGGAGUCAGGCUGCUAGUCCUGCCCUGACCCUGCACAUGGGGCUGAGCUGGAUCCUGCUCACAACUGCACCCCUGCCUUUGCUGUGGAUUCUUCUUGGUUUUUGUCUGCCUACAGAUGAUUCAGUGGUUCUGUGCCUCCCAGCAGCAA